UUUGUUGUCUGUACAUCGGCGCCCUCUGAUCUGGGGUGCGCGCCCCAGCUUGGGACACGGGGAGCUCAUUCUCGGACUUCAGGCUGGAGGCACCUUAAGGCCGCCCCCUGGCUUUGCAAACUGGCUCCAGAGAUGCUAAGUGACUUGCUAAUGGUGCCCCAGCCAGUUAACGGCUCGGAGCUGCAUUUUUCAUUCGAGAAAACUGAAACCCAGAUUAAGAUCUUUGAAUGCUACUUAGCAGAAGGAGAACUUCUGUUUAUAACUAGAGCUUGGGAAUUCGCUGCAGGGUUUCUCGAUUCUCUGGGAAAGAAAAAUAGUCCCAGAAGCAUCCUGAGGACAGCUCAGAGAAGGUCCUAGCGAAAGAGUACCUUUCUUGCUUUUUGAAUCCCUUCAGGAAAAAGUGUUCGGAAAGUUCUGUGCCAAGAAGUUCCUCCCUAUGUCCUUGCUGUUUAGGUUUUUGAUAAUCCUUAUUGUGGAGGCCAUGCCUAAACUAAGAAGAUGCAAUACUCUCCAUAGACCUAAUGAAAUGAGGUAAUGCACAAGAGAGAGCCUCCCACAAUGCCUGGCACAUACAGCCACCUGGCAUGGAGAGAAUCUGUGCUUCUGGGAGAGGAAGAGUGCAGUGAUUUUCAGACUUUGCAUUGGAACUCAGUGCUGCCCAGUCAUAGCACAAAGCAACACUGGGAAGAACUCACCCAGGUCCCAUGGAGGGAUCAUUUAGACCAGCCCUAGCUAGAGGCAAAUCAUCCAUCCCAGCAGUGGGAACCUGAGUUCCAGUAAGCCUCCCCACCAUGGGCUGAAGUGCUCUGAGGUUCUACAUAAACUUGAAAGGCAAUCUAGACCACAAGGAUGGCAAUUCCUGGGUUUACCUUCCAGAGGCUGGCAAUGCUGUUUCACUGGAGGACACAGCUAAGAAGGAAGUUCACCAGCCUGCCAAGAUGAAAUGGCUUGAAGGUAAGACCUGUGGCCCUUUGGCUCCUGAGGAGGAGCUGGUGUCUGCCUGCCAAUUGGAAAAAGAAGAAGAGAAUGAAGGGGAGGAGGAGGACGAGGUGGAUCUGGACCCAGACCUGGAGGAGGAAGAGGAGGAAGAGAAUGAUCUUGGGGAUCCAGCUGUACUUGGUGCUGUCCACAACACCCAGGUGGUGGCCCUGCUACUAGCGUUAAACAGAGCUCUGCUUAGAUCCCCUGGAGUCAAGGCCCCUGGUGUGCUGGGAAUGUCACUUGCCUCCUUGCAUUUUCUGUGGCAGACCUUGGACUACCUGUCGCCCAUCCCUUUCUGGCCUACAUUUCCCAGCACCAGCUCUCCAGCACGGCACUUUGGACCUCGGCUGCCCACACAAGACCCAACUCUCUUCUGCAGCCUGCUGACCUCGUGGCCCCCUAGGUUCAGUCAUCUGACCCAGCUCCACCCUCAGCACCAACGAAUCUUGCAGCAGCAGCAGCAUAGUCAAACACCAAGUCCCCCAGCCAAGAAGCCUUGGUCUCAGCAGCCAGACCCCUAUGCUAACCUCAUGACCAGAAAAGAGAAGGACUGGGUGAUAAAAGUGCAGAUGGUGCAGCUGCAGAGUGCAAACCCCUGCCUGAAUGACUACUACUACCAGGAAUAUUACCAGAAGCUAGAAAAGAAGCAAGCAGACGAAGAGCUACUUGGACGAAGAAACCGGGUUGAGUCCCUCAAGCUGGUAACGCCUUACGUUCAGAAAGCAGAGGCUUAUGAGUCUGUGGUCCGGAUCAAGGGUUCCCUGGGCCAGGUAGCUGUGUCGACAUGCUUCAGCCCUCGCCGAGCUAUUGAUGCUGUACCCCAUGGAACUCAAGAGCAGGAUAUAGAAGCUGCAAGCAGUCAGAGGCUUCGGGUAUUAUACCGGAUUGAGAAGAUGUUCCUUCAGUUACUAGAAAUAGAGGAGGGCUGGAAGUAUAGGCCUCCACAGCCCUGCUUUUCUGAGCAGCAAAGCAACCAGGUUGAGAAGCUCUUCCAGACCUUAAAGACCCAGGAGCAGAACAACCUGGAAGAGGCAGCAGAUGGCUUCCUGCAGGUGCUCUCUGUGAGGAAGGGGAAGGCCCUGGUGGCCCGGCUGCUCCCCUUCCUGCCCCAGGAUCAGGCUGUUACCAUUCUUUUGGCUAUCACCCACCAUCUGCCCCUCCUGGUCCGGAGGGAUGUGGCUGAUCAGGCCCUACAAAUGUUACUCAAACCUCUGGGCAAAUGUAUCAGUCACUUGACCCUCCACGAACUCCUCCAAGGACUUCAGGGAUUAAUGCUGUUGCCACCUGGCUCCUCAGAGCGGCCAGUCACUGUGGUGCUUCAGAAUCAGGACAGACAUGGUGGUUCUGAUUGCCUGGGAGAUAGCCCAAAUGCCUACAGCCUCUCUGGCAGAACCCCUAGUUUUCCCCAGCAACCUACUUCCCCUGUUCUGUCACCACGUAGACAAACAAUUGGUUCAGCAGCUGGAGGCCAGGAUGGAGUUUGCCUGGAUCUACUGAUCUGUUUGUUCUGGAAUACAUGUAUGUGGGAAGUUGAAUCAUCAGACAUUAGCUAUAUAGACUAUGUUUACAGGGAUCCAGAGAGUCUGAAGACAUUUCUUAUGCCUUUAUAUAUUGGAGAACCCUUCCCCAUUUUCAUAUCCUUUCUUCAAAAAUCUACAUGAUGUGCCUAAAAAUAAGACACGGCUUAAUAAGGUACAAUUAAAGAGAUAAUAGAAUGA
Symphalangus syndactylus (siamang) is the source of this 2699-nucleotide messenger RNA. It is a transcript of the gene PATL2, whose product is annotated as PAT1 homolog 2. Gene Ontology annotation, biological process: P-body assembly; deadenylation-dependent decapping of nuclear-transcribed mRNA. Gene Ontology annotation, cellular component: P-body. Lineage: Eukaryota; Metazoa; Chordata; Mammalia; Primates; Hylobatidae. Gene Ontology annotation, molecular function: RNA binding. The record is from RefSeq and is a predicted model, not a curated record.